This is a messenger RNA of Phytophthora sojae, 1362 nucleotides long. RefSeq lists its product as hypothetical. NCBI's taxonomy places the organism in Eukaryota, Oomycota, Peronosporomycetes, Peronosporales, Peronosporaceae. The coding region runs from base 1 to 1362 and encodes 453 amino acids. The transcript has a single exon. The record is from RefSeq and is a predicted model, not a curated record.
AUGACUGUCGUGCCGUUGAUGAUUUUCGUUCCGUAUGUGAAGGCGUUCGACAUUCCGAACAAGUUAUUCAAGAACGGUGACUUUCUGUAUGAACCAGUAGCCAUCACCAAGCUGGUGCUCGAGAAUCGGCUUAUCUUUGCCUCCGGUCUGUUCGACUUUGGCACCAAACUCAUCCCACAGCUCAGUAUCCUGCUGUCUUUGGUGACAGUGAGCGAGUUGCUGGGAAAUGGCGAGGUGAAGGUGCUACCUGGUCCGGCGAAGGAGACUAUUCAGUCGGUGGCAGUGAAGUCGACGGCGACCAAGCCGCAGAUUGAUGCAUCCAGCACCGGUAAUAAUCCAGCAGCUGACAUUAUUAAUUCUCCAAGCUCAGAUCAGGGGGGAUUGGUGCGCGCUCUGAUCAAGUGGAAGGAUGUCGUUGCCAUCGCGUCGUUUGUCCUGUGGGGAACAAUCGUGGUCAUUCUACACUCGAUGGCUGCACACCGCGCCGGACACUACAAGGUUGUCGGCUGCCGGGCAGAAACUCGACCCUGGUUCUCCAACGGAAAGGAGCCGUGCUCCAGUCUAGUAUAUGACUGCCACGCCCACGGCACUACGUCGCCAAACACGAGCUCAUUUAGUAAAAUGGACCCCGCUGCACUCUCCACAUUGGCGAUUGUGCACUGUCCCGCUCUGGUGAUGCCGCCCGACAUCCAGCGCUUUAGCAACCUCGUCAUGAUUCACAUCUACAACUCGACUAUUGUUAACUGGGACACGGAGAGCUCCAUCUCCGCUACUGCUCAUACGCAUCUGCUCUCCGUACUGGUCGGGAAGACGAACAUGGCCGAAUUUCCGGAGGGUUUACUGCAGCCUCUGCCUGCCACCAUGAUGAGCGUACAGUUCUCGGAGACGAACCUGACCAAGCUUCCAGACGAUCUGUACUUGCGGUGGCGUUUUCUGGCCACGGUAGUGUUCGAGAACGGCAUCCUGACCGAGAUUCCGUACCAAAUGUUCUUCUUCCCAGCGUACACUUUGUCGUUCGCGGGGAACCGGAUCGAGUCCAUUCAGUCGCUCGCCAUGAUGCCUCCUGGGAUGGUCAUACCGGAGCUGCUGCUCAAGAACAACCCGAUCAAAGAACUGCCAGCGGCACUGAUGGACCCAACGACAUUCAUCAUGUCGCUCAGCGUACAAAAUACGUCGGUGAGCACGAUGCCCGACUGGGUGAAGACCCAAACGGUCGUCGUUUGGGCGUACGAUACACCGUUUUGCAGUGCACCGAUGACAGACCCUGAACUCGCGUCUAAGGUGAUGUGCUUCGAACGCCCCAAAAAGCAGGAAUCCUUCUUCCCGAUGUACUUGUUUGAACAACUCUACCCGUCUGAUUAA